AUGAAUGAAGACAAUGAACGAGUCAUUGAAGUUGGAAAAGAAAGAGUUGAUGAGGAAUUAAAAAAUUGUUUAGAACCUUUACAACCUGUUUCACUCUUCCCCUCAAUGCCAAACACAUUGAAUAGUACAAAUAAAAUUGGUGAAUCUGAUUCUGAAUCAAUAUAUGUAGAAAUUGGAAUGGAACAUGAAAAUAUUAAAGAUGAUUUUGAAACACAUUUUGAUGCUUUUGUAUUUGUACCUCCAAAUAAAAAUGACAGCAUAGUAGCUAAAUUAAAAUUUUUAGAGCACCAUCCUAUUCAACCAAUUGUUAUAAAUAAUUCCAAAGUUAUGUUUGAUCCCAGAAACAUUUAUUUUCGAAAAAUGACAAAUGAUGAUAUUGUCGAAAGAAGAUGGAUUUCAUAUUGUUCUUUUACUAACAAAAUAUAUUGUAGUACUUGCAUGGCAUUUUCAGUAGAUUUAUCCAAUGCAUUUGUUAAUGGUGUAGUAGUUAAUAUUAAAAGCAUUUAUAUAAAAGUUCAGAAACAUGAAAACAGUGCAAUACAUAAAAGUGCAUGUGAAAGUUAUUUAAGAGCUUGUACUAACAAAAAUAUAGACGUCAUACUUGAAAAUUUUCAUAAUAAAGAAGUUGAAAAAAAUCACAUGGUCCUUGAUAGAAUAAUAAGCAUAGUAAUUGUUCUUGCUAAACAAAACUUGGCUUUUCGUGGCCAUAGGCAUGAGUCUAUUAGUGAUCUUAAUGAUAAAACAAAAUUUAAUCACGGUAACUUUUUAGCAAUAGCCCAACUUGUGGCAAAUCGUGGACGAGGUAGUUUGGUUAGUUUUAUGUCAAAGUCAACUGUUAAUAAAAUUAUUCAAAUAAUCGGUCAAGAGAUUCAACACUCUAUUUCUAAAGAAAUAAAAUCCACUGGUCAAUUUUCUCUAGAAGUGGAUUCCACUCAAGAUAUUUCAGUAACUGAUCAAUUGAGUAUUUGUGUUCGUUAUGUAUACCAAGGAUAUGUUAAAGAAAGAUUAUUAGCCAUGAUUCCAAUUAAAUCAUCUACUGGGAAAGAUCAAUAUGAAGUAGUGAAAAAUGUAUUAAAAACAUUGAACAUUGAUGUAAAAAAUCUGAUUAGCCAGUCUUAUGAUGGGGCAGCGAACAUGAGCGGAGAGUAUAGUGGGUUGCAAAAAUAUUUUAAGAAUGAUGCACCUGAUUCAAUAUUCACACACUGUCAUGCACACGUAUUAAACUUAGUUAUAGGUGAUGUCACCAAGUGUAAUAUAGCUUCUCAAAACUUAUUUGGCCUUCUACAAAAAACAGCGGUAUUUUUUUCUGAGUCUCAUAAAAGAGCUAAUAUAUGGAAGGACAUUUUAUUUGAAAACCAGAUUGGCCAUGACAAAAUGAGAAAACUGCAAAAACUCAGCAAUACACGUUGGAAUAGCAAAGACAAAGCUUUAAAGACAAUUUUUCAUUCGUGGUCAGAAGACGGCUCUAAGUGUGAUCGUUAUAUUUGUCUACUUAAUUCAUUACACAUUUUAGGUUAUGAUGAAAAGUUUAUUAAAGAUUCAAAAAUGGCAUCAGAGGCAAGAGCACUAUUAGAAAAAUGGACUUAA
This is a messenger RNA of Myzus persicae (green peach aphid), 1587 nucleotides long. RefSeq lists its product as uncharacterized. Bases 1 to 1587 code for a protein of 528 amino acids. Lineage: Eukaryota; Metazoa; Arthropoda; Insecta; Hemiptera; Aphididae. The transcript has 2 exons. The record is from RefSeq and is a predicted model, not a curated record.